CUAAUUACUCUAUCCCGGAAGAUUGUAAGCCCUUGAAUAGACAAGGUCACUUGUCGGUUUCGAAGGUUUACUAGAUACGCUGAUUCAUGAACUCGGUGGAAGCCAAUAUUGAGAACACAAGUCCAUAUUUGGAAAUUGACCACAGUUACGCAUGAUAUUACGCAUGACAGCUCAGCUUCUUUAUUGACAUUGACUGAAAUGUUUGAAGUGAAAAAAUAGUUAGCCGUGUACUCUGGGUCAUUACAAGGCAGGAACUUAAAACAAGAUGUCUGAUUCCAUGGAAGACAAUGUGGAUCUUGAAUCACUUAAAUGGAGUGAGGAAAUCUACACUUUGGAAGAAUUCCUUAAGAAACUCGACCUUCCACAAAUCGUCUGUGUGCGAGAUGGGUAUUACGAUCUUGAAGAUAUCACGACUCUUUCCACUGAUCAGGUUCUGACUUUGCAUACAUUGAAGACAUGUCGAAUGGUGAAGGGAAUCAGCGAGACAAACGAAGAAAUAUCCAUACCAACAAAUAUUCAAGGUAGAGUAGAACUCAUGCCCAGUGAUCUACCUAAAAUGUACAAGAGCGUGAAAGCGGUCACUAAGGACUGGCCUAAAAUGGUUAUAUCCCUUCACAAUCAUGUGUGGCUGGGAUUAAUGACUAAUGAUGUGCUCAAACUAGAAACUGUCAAAAGAAAAAGACUAAAGGAGUUCUUAUGCUGCUCCUUUGUGAAUAAAGAAGCUGAUGUUGUUGAACUUCCCAUGUCAUACGAAGCCUGCUUCCAGUCUUAUGAAGAGCCUAAGCACAUCGAAGUCAACCAAAUCGAAAGCCACUGUAAAAUGCCUUGUUAUGUAAAAAUACAUGCUAAAUCUCCCAUCAAACCCAACGUUGAUGAUCCUUCUGAGACCCUGGAUCUCAGUACGUUUGGAAGAAUCCAGCUGGUGCAUGCUUACAACUAUAGAAAAAUUAUUGCAAGUAUCAGGGAUAAAGAAAGAACAUCGGUAAUGCAAAUUCCAGUUGAUCUAGAAAUAACCAUUAUGCCUGCUUCAGGAGCCAUAGAAAGGGAAAGCAGAUAUGAAAGUAUUUGUAGUAACGUUCACCAGAAGACACAGUUAGGACAGCUCGAUGGCAUGGAAUUAGACUUUGUGAAGAUGGGAGACAAGGGGAACAUAGUUGACAAUAUAUAUGAAUAUAUUGACUUCAGUCAGUUGAACCUUAAGCCAUCAAAACCAGAAGUAGCUCCCAAACCUGCACACUUAAAAGAAAAACCAGCUGUGCCGCCACGGGACCGUAGAACAUCAAUGAAGGAUCACUCACAUGCAUCCAUAAAGACAGAAACAACACCUUUAUCUAAUCUGGAAUCAACUAUCUCACCACCAGAAUCUCCAGCAAAAACUACAAAUAACACUGACUUUACUAUCCCUGAAGACUUAAAAAGUCUUACGGUAGAAGAAGUUGCAAACUGCCUAAGCUUACUUCACAUGGACAUGUAUACUGAAAAAUUUAAAGAAGAGCAAAUAGACGGGGACAUGUUAGUAGAAUUGAACGAAGAAAUGCUGGAACAGUCUCUUGGAGUAACCAACAAACUUCAUCAGAAGAAACUAAUGAAAGUUAUCCGAGAGGGAUGGAGACCAAAAAGCGAUUGAAAAAUACUUUUAUUUUAGGUAGUAGCAUUACUUUAAGAAAUAAUACUCUAAGACUCUUUUGUGCAUCACAAUUAUUUGUCCAAAACCUCGGGAAAUUUUAAAUUGAAAUGAGAAUUAUUCUAGGACCACGAAGCGGACUCAAGAUAUAAUCAGACUGAACAAAACCAUAGUUAAUAAAUUAUAUGAGAUAACUUAUGCAAGCAACGUGGCUGAAACAAAGAAUAUUGUGAUAAAAAUAUACUCAUUUCAUAUCUAACAUGCUGUGAUGAAAAUCUGAAAAUCUAAACAACCUAUAGCCGUAUGCUCUCGUCUGGCAAUCUUGUUUUCAACUGGCAAGCCUUGGCUGGCGAGCACUGAAAACUUGCUAGUAAUUGCGCGCUAUCCGACUUGGAAUCUAAGAUACAAGUUAUUACAACUUAAACAUUAUAGCAAUUACAUAAAGAGGGGGUGGGGACUUUUUUCUUGUGAAAAAAUACCGACUUGUAUUUUCUCGAUGUCAUGCAUCAGUUUUCUACAAACGCUGCUUUGUCCUGUUUCAGCCGUGCGAUAAAUAUAACUAACAACUAUAAAUGUUGGCAAUUUAUGACUCCGCGAUACAUGUUACGUUGGAGUUCACCAUAAUGCUUUUCCUUUUUUUCUUUUAAAUGAAUUUACUUACUACUUUUAGUCUGAGCAAAGAUAAAAUAUCGGUAAAGAAAUAUAAAUAUUAAAAUAUGUGAAAGCUAACCACGAGAUAACACAAACAACUUGAUCCUAAAAUAGAACUACUUCACAGAUUGGUUGGUUUGUUUUGACCUUUUGAUCAUAAAAUAAUAGUGAAAGAUGCAAAUGUUUGAAAACAAUAAUAUACUUUAGAAAUGAAAAACCGCGCUUUGUUAUAAUGAUCAAAAACACGCAAUGAUUAAUAGAUAAUCCCUAAGCUGAAAACUGAUACUAAAAGAUGAAAAGUUUUCUUAGAUGGAAUUUUCUUUUGGGAGUUUUAUAUCAAGGAUCGACAAACUUUUGAUUUGACUCAGUUGCUGCUUCCGCCGCACUAAACCAUGCAUAAAACUAAAGGUCAUGUUGCAAAGUCUUACAGCAGUCGUUACAGACGUCUUAGCCAAGUGAAAUAUUCGUGAUUUAAUGUGGAAUAUCCAAGCUAGAUUUCGAAUCACUAAUACUUUUGAUAAAGUAAAAAAAAAAAAAUUGUAAAAUUCAGUGUAUAUAUUGAAAUCUAACAGAUGAGAUCGUGUCUAUGUAAAAGAUGAAAAGUUUAAGAGUGGAACUUAGAGCUAAGUGAGUCCAAACAUUCAGGUCUAGACGUGUUUUUUUUUUUUU
Messenger RNA from Actinia tenebrosa (Australian red waratah sea anemone), 2944 nucleotides. RefSeq lists its product as uncharacterized. Gene Ontology annotation, molecular function: protein binding. The record is from RefSeq and is a predicted model, not a curated record. NCBI's taxonomy places the organism in Eukaryota, Metazoa, Cnidaria, Anthozoa, Actiniaria, Actiniidae.